ACUCUCUCUCUCUCUCGCUGCUUUGCUUGCUUCCCCCACCCCCAGUCAGCUGAGCCUCCGCCGACCUCGACGAAGUGGCGGCAGAACACGCGCAGUUGCUGAGUUACGGCACACACCGCAGCAGUGCACACCACAUCCACACACGCGCCUGGCGGUGGAGUGACAACUGACAGGCAUCGGGUUGCUUCCGGCGGUGGCCAUUGCCAACCCCGCCCCAUCUCCUUCGUCAUGCGUACAAGACAUCCCCACAUCGCCGCUCCUCCACCUCCUCCUCGCCUGACGUCAUCCCCGCACCGGCACUGCACCACAAAUCCAUCCCCCCUCCCCUCCCGGCCCCUGCAUUGCAUCCAUUCUUCUUGCUUCCCCGAAACCUCGCGCUUGGUCUGACCUGACGCAACGCGUCCUCGAUCCCUGAGAUAAAGCUCGCGGCAUUCGCUUGUUCCGCCAAAUUCAGUCCCUUGAAUUUCCUGAGCUGUCGAAGUUUUUCUUCUGGUUCGAUUCUUCGGAGACCCCCUGGCAUUUGUGGGUUCCGCCAUUGCUCGCUGGUUUGAUCCGUCCUAGUUGCCGAAGCGCCUGUUGAUUUGGUUCUAAAAUACAUCGUUCGUCCUUCCAAGUUCAAAAGGGGGGAAAAGGCUCUUCUUUUUUUGGAUCCUGAUUUGAGUGUGUCACCUUUGCUUCCGGCAAUGGGGAACAACAGCAGCAGCGGCGGCGGCAACAGGCGUCCGGAGCACUCGGAGUCGGCGCUGCCGCCCGAGGCGUCGCCGGCGGAAGAGCUGAGCUCUUAUGAGGCAGCGUGCCGGUCGGACCCGGAGCUGCGCACGUUCGACACGACGCUGCAGCGGCGCACCAGCCGCGCCAUCUCGACGCUGGCGGUGGGCGUCGAGGUGCGGUCGAUGUCGCUGGACUCGCUCCGAGAGGUCACCGGCUGCCUCCUCGACAUGAACCAGGAGGUGGUGCGCGUCAUCCUCGACUGCAAGAAGGACAUCUGGAAGAGCCCCGAGCUGUUCGACCUCGUCGAGGAUUACUUCGAGAGCAGCCUCCAGACCCUCGAUUUCUGCACCGCACUCGACAAGUGCCUCAAGCGAGCCCGCGACUCCCAGCUUCUCCUCCACGUCGCGCUCCAGCGCUUCGACGACGAGGAAGGCAGCGACGCCGCCGCCGCCGCUCCCUCCGCCCGGUACGCGCGCACGCUGCACGAGCUGCGCCAGUUCAAGGCGGCCGGGGAUCCCUUCACGGACGAGUUCUUCGCCGCCUUCCAGGCCGUUUACCGGCAGCAGCUGGCCAUGCUGGAGAAGCUGCAGCAGCGCAAGCACCGGCUCGACAAGAAGGUCAAGACCAUCAAGGCGUGGCGCCGGGUGUCAAGCAUCAUCUUCGCGACCACGUUCGCGGCCGUGCUCAUCUGCUCGGUGGUUGCCGCGGCCAUCGCUGCCCCGCCUGUCGCUGCGGCAUUGGCCGCGGCCGCUGCAGUCCCGCUGGGAUCUAUGGGGAAGUGGAUAGAUUCUUUGCUGAAAGGGUAUCAGGACGCGCUCCGUGGACAGAAGGAGGUGGUGAGCGCAAUGCAGGUUGGCACGUUCAUUGCCAUCAAGGAUUUGGACAGUAUCAGAGUCCUCAUCAACCGGGUGGAGGUGGAGAUCAGCUCAAUGGUAGACUGUGUAGAGUUUGCGGAGCGGGAUGAGGAGGCGGUGAAAUUUGGGGUGGAGGAGAUCAAGAAGAAGCUGGAAAACUUUAUGAAGAGUGUCGAAGAUCUUGGGGAACAAGCAGACCGGUGUAGCCGGGAUAUCCGUCGGGCAAGGACGGUCGUGCUGCAAAGGAUCAUCCGGCAUCCAAACUGAAAAAUAAGGGGAAAUGGAUCCAGUGAUAGCGAUGCGCAAGAAAGAGUCUGUGGCUGAGACGAGCAAGCAAACACCACCAUUGCCCAAAAGCAACAAAUAAUGGUCGUGGUCUUAUGUGAAGAAGAAUUUUUCUAGUUGUCCACUGUCCAAGUCUCUACUGUUUAUGGUUAAGGUCACUGGAAGAGUUGUUAUUUUCUGGUUACCAUUCCAUUCUUUAUAUGGGUUACUUAGAUUGGGUGAGAUGGAGUGAGUUUAAUUCUCAACCAAAUCAGAAUCUUUCAUAAUUUUUUUCAAUAUCAUUCAAUCCAUAUAACCGAACAAGGCUUUUAAGGAGUAAAGGUGUUUACUUAUAUCCCGGUAUGUCUCUGUUAGAAUACCCGUUUAGGGUUUGAGGUCUUCCCCGUGUAAUGACCAUCUCACCCCUCUGUAAUGUGUCUGGUCCAGUUUACUCAGCCUAUUAAUAUAUCACCCAACCCCUGUUAGGGUUAGGGUUUUCAUUC
This is a messenger RNA of Zea mays, 2332 nucleotides long. RefSeq names its product UPF0496 protein 1. Lineage: Eukaryota; Viridiplantae; Streptophyta; Magnoliopsida; Poales; Poaceae. The transcript is spliced from 2 exons. The record is from RefSeq and is a predicted model, not a curated record. The coding region runs from base 684 to 1832 and encodes 382 amino acids.